This is a messenger RNA of Limanda limanda (common dab), 1038 nucleotides long. It is a transcript of the gene gmpr, whose product is annotated as guanosine monophosphate reductase. Lineage: Eukaryota; Metazoa; Chordata; Actinopteri; Pleuronectiformes; Pleuronectidae. The record is from RefSeq and is a predicted model, not a curated record. The coding region runs from base 1 to 1038 and encodes 345 amino acids. Gene Ontology annotation, molecular function: GMP reductase activity. Gene Ontology annotation, cellular component: GMP reductase complex. Gene Ontology annotation, biological process: nucleotide metabolic process. The transcript has 9 exons.
AUGCCUCGAGUGGACUCAGACCUCAAGCUGGACUUCAAGGAUGUCCUGUUCCGACCCAAGAGGAGCAGCCUGAAGAGUCGCUCAGAGGUGGACCUUCAGAGGACCUUCACAUUCCGUAACUCCAAGCAGACGUACACCGGCAUCCCGGUCAUCGCCGCCAACAUGGACACCACCGGGACGUUUGAGAUGGCGCAGGUCCUCAGCCAACACACCCUCUUCACAACCAUUCACAAACACUACUCCAUAGAGGAAUGGAAGAACUUUGCUGCUUCUCAUCCAGAAUGCCUGGAGCAUUUAGCUGCCAGCUCCGGCAGCAGCAACGCAGACCUGGAGAAGCUGUGUGCCAUCGUGGAAGCCGUCCCCGGCCUCAAGUACCUCUGCCUGGACGUGGCCAACGGCUACUCCGAGUACUUUGUGGAGUUUGUGAAGACGGUCAGAGGGAAGUUCCCCAAACACACCAUCAUGGCCGGGAACGUGGUAACAGGGGAGAUGGUGGAGGAGCUCAUCCUCUCCGGGGCCGACAUCAUCAAAGUGGGCAUCGGGCCAGGUUCUGUGUGCACGACGAGGAUCAAGACCGGAGUGGGUUACCCACAGCUCAGUGCUGUCAUAGAGUGUGCAGACUCCGCCCAUGGACUGAAAGGACACAUCAUCUCUGAUGGAGGCUGCAGUUGCCCCGGUGACGUCGCCAAGGCCUUUGGUGCCGGGGCCGACUUCGUGAUGAUGGGGGGGAUGCUCGCAGGCCACGACCAGUGCAACGGUGAGGUCAUCGAGAAGGACGGCAAGAAGUACAAACUCUUCUACGGCAUGAGCUCCGACACGGCCAUGAAGAAGUACGUGGGCGGGGUCGCAGAGUACAGGGCAUCUGAGGGGAGGACGGUGCAGGUGCCGUACAGGGGGGACGUGGAGAACACCAUCCGUGACGUGCUGGGGGGGCUGCGCUCCACCUGCACCUACGUGGGCGCCGCCAAGCUGAAGGAGCUCAGCAGGAGAACCACCUUCAUCCGUGUCACACAACAGUCAAGCCACAUGUUCACUUAG